UUUCCUCGUUCAUUGGUUCAAUUGCCUCAAGUAUGGAUUUGGCCAAAAGCUUUAUUGUUGACGAGCAUUUAGCCAGCGGAAACGUAGACAGUGGUGGAGGCAUAGAACAAUUUGCUACCGUUAUUGAUCACAUAAUUGCAAGAAUAAAAUUUGUUUUCGAAGACGUUGUUUUGCGGAUUGAGUCUUACAAUGUGGAUAGUGGCCUCUGUACUGGAAUAGAAAUUCAGAUUGACAGGAUGGAAUUUCUUGAUGAAGUUAUUGAUGAGUUAAUCACUACUAAUAAUGUUGUCACAGAACAGCCUGAUCGAAGAAAUGAUUUAAACAAAUUAAUAAAUGUUCAAGGAGUUCGUCUUUAUACAGACAUUUGGACACCCAUUCGUCCGCAAAGAUUAAACACUUCACAGAUAGUUUCUAGUGAUAGCGAGCCUGAUAUUGAUCCGAUGGGAAAUUCAUCACUAAAUUUUCAGUCCUGCUACUCACAUUUUAGUAGUCGCUCUAAUUCAAAUACGGCAACUCGACUACCAAUUAACUCAAUUUCGCCAAAUCCAGUUCUUUUUGCACAACUAUUUUCUGAAAAACACACGAUUCAAAUACGAACAAAUAAUAAUGGAGGCAGUAGCAAUGUAGCAUCAACUUCUGAAGACGCCCGCUUCAAUAACCGAAUUGAAAUUGAUGUCAAUCUCUUCAGUCCACUUUACGCUUUACUAACGGCUAGUCAAAUUGACAUGUUAAAAAGCCUGUUUAUGUCAUUGUUGCCUAAACCGAAACAACAAAUUCAAUCGACAUCAAAUUUUACAGGCGGUAUGCCUAUGAAAGAGGAGCAUUUUACUCGAAUGAUGAAUCAAAUACAGAAUGAGUUUGUUGGCGGUAAUACAAGCUAUGUACCUGAGAAAAAUUCUGGAGCUGGGUUUUUAUAUUCUACUGGUACGUGGAGUGGCGUUAACGAACCUCAAUUUUUCGAUCUUUCCGAGCAACAUGAUCUUCAUACGUUUACAGAUCUGAAACACGGGCUAAGGACACCAAUUGAUCAACAACGACUUACAUCUAAUUCAUUACAUCAUGAUUGGAAAAAUGUCAACAAUUCUGCCAAGAAAAACGGACGAAUUGAUUCAUCUGCUUCAACACUUGUUGAUUUCCGCCUUGACAUUUUUAUGAUUUCCAUUCGGGCGCCUGCAGCGCUUGUAAUAGUCGCACAUCAUGAUCCACUUAGUGUGGAUUCUUUGAAGGAGCACAAUAAUGAUUUUACAACUAUUAAUCAACUUAUUCAAAAAAAUAUUAAUGAAAUGGCCGAGAAAGCGGAGCAUUUCUUCAAAAUGGCGCAAUCUUUGAAAUUAGAUAAGGCUAUGAUAGAUGAACAGAAGGCAUUACUUUUAGAUUUGUAUCCAAACAGUCAUAUGAGAAUAUUGGCGCACAAAUUUUACAUAAAAUACAAUGCCACUAACAAUAUGCAUGUUAAUUCAUUAGAGAUAAAAGGAUCUCUCAAUGGUUGCGACAUUGUUGAAAUACUUAAACCAACUGAACAAACACGUUUAGUUGAAUUUUCUGGCAAUACGCACAGUGAUUCUGCUAUUUCAUUUCGUUUACUCAAUUUGUCAGAGAAACCACAACAACGUGAUUACUCAUUAUUCAUUGAAGUAGGUGUUUGCAAAUUAGAAAUCGAUCCUAGUAUUAUUGAUCGUUUUGGCACUUUCUUUACUUCACGGCCAUUCUUUUACGAUUACAAGAAUCAACUUAUGAAACAAAGUGUUUUGAAUGAAACAUCUACAAUUGAUCAUGGAAUUUUAUCUGAUUUAUUUGAAAAUGACACGCAACCAAUCUCGCUAAACAUCACAUGUACUCUUAAAAAAUUGCUUCUAAUUAUAAGGGUACCAAAUACUGCCUCCCCAAACUCUGAUUGUGAAAUGAAUGAUUAUUUUCCAUGUCUUCACAAUGAAGUUUUACAAUUUGAUAUUGAAGGUACUACCAUAGAAUUACCUAAAUCUUUAUUGACUGAUUUGCAAAUAUGUGGAACUGUUAAUUUGAAGUGCCAAACAUUAAAAGGCUCCUUUAUUGGUGAUUCGACCGUACUGAAAUGUAGUCAAGAACAGAUGAACUUUCUUUUUGUCGAUACAACAAAUGCGGAUAAAGCUAUGGGAAAUGUUCAGGCUGUUAUGUUAAAUUUUACAUAUGAUCUGCGUGAUAAAUCUUUGAGCCGAGCGCUUCUACUGAAUUCUAUAAAUUUAUCUCAUAGUUUUCCUGAAUCAGUUUUCAAUUCAACUUGUGCAAAUGAGAAGAAAAUCGAAGGACCUUUUUCUACAAAAGAUGUUUUUCAUUUUAAGGAUAAUAGCUCAAAAAAGAAGGGAGUCAAAGGAGAGGAAGAAAAUCCAAGCCAAACGCUUGUCAAAGCUGGUAGCCGUGCAGAACUAUUGGAGUUUGCAGAAGAUUGUCGUGCAUUUUCGAAUCUUGUUUUUGAUCUUACUUUUGCUAAUGUUAAUUUAGCACUACCAAGUCGUGAAUUCUUCCAUUAUUUAUUUAACAGAUAUCUAUUUGAUUUGACUCAUUGGCGGCCCAAAUCUUCGAAAUUUUCUUCCAGUAAAGAUGGACUAAUUGGUAACAAACAACAAUUUAUCGAAUGCCACUCUGCAUUUUUGCCAUUUAGAAAUUCCGAAAAUGAUCUUGAAAGUAGUUCCGAUGAAAUUUUAGACGAAGCAAAUAUAUCUGAUCCAGAAUCAUCUAAAAAUAAGAAAAGGCGAUUAAAUGCUGAAAACAAUGUUGGUUCUCAUAAUUUCUCUAUUGGAAUCCAUUUUGAGCGAGCGAGAUGUCUACUUCAAAAGGAUUUAACUGGUUUGAUCACUCCACCAUUCAACGCCUGUGAAGGUCAACUUGGCACAGAAAUGUUAAAUGGUGAUCUUUUCCUUGUUGAUGGCUUUAAAGGAUCAUCAAACAUUAGUUACAUGUUUUUAACAUCCUCAAAUGCUCAGAUUUUUCAUAAAAAUUUGCCUGGUGAUAAAGAAACUCCUUUCGGUGCCAAUGUCUUGGAUAAUUCUACUUUUCUUUUUCCGAAAAAUCGAAGUAAUGUCCAAAUGUGUGAAUUACCCAAAGAUCAUCCAACUUUUGAAAAGAUUGAAGAUGAUAAUUUUGUUUGUUCAAUGAGAACUACAGAUCUUCUCCUUGCUGUCGGCUUGAGAAAUUCUCUUCUAUAUCUUAGGCCUAUUGUAAAUUUACAGCUUUUCUGGCCACUUCAAUUUUUAAAAUUUUUUGAUUGUGAUGACUUGUUCAAUCCUGGGUAUCGACCACCAACCACUAAGAUUGAUCUUCGCUUUCAUUGCACUAAUGUAUUGUUAGGAUAUGAUCACUCAUCCAUUCAACAAAAUUCACCCUUCCAACUUAGGUUUGAAAUUGGAUCCUCAUAUGUCAGUACUUAUUUGAAAAAGAAUCUUGAUCGCUUAACACUUGAUUGUAUUUUUGAGGAUUUGAUUUUGUGGAUGCGUAAAAAACAGAUGGAAUCUGUUUCAUUUGAACCAAUAAAUACUCGAUUUUUCAACUCUGAUAAUAUUUUUAUUAAAAUGCUUGCUGCAGAUUCCAUUCAUUUCGUUCUUGGAUAUCUUUUACAAAAUACCUCUAAUCAAGAAAACAAUAAUCCGGCUAUUGACUUUGCAUGCAUUGAUCAAAACUUAACACUUUGGCUUUGUUCUGACACACUUAUUGAAUUUAUAACUAUUAUUAUUGAAUUAUUUAACUCAGAAACACUUAAAACACUUUUUGCAAGUUUAAAUUCAACAGUAAAUGACACAAAUUUAACAAAUUUAAAUUCUGAUAAUAUUGAUAUUGAACAAUCUGAUACUGGAUUUCCAAGUAGAAUUGAUUCUAUUAAUGAUGAUCAGCAACUAAUUAGAGAAAUGGAGGCAGCAAUAAGUGAUAUGCCACCGAUUUAUCGAGCUAAUGAUAUCACAAUAGAACGUUGCGCAAUGACAGAUAGCGUUUUUGAUCAGAAAAUGUUUGAUGCCUUGUCUGAUGAGUCUGAAGAUGAAGAAAAGAUUGCAGAAGAUGAGGAUUCUGAUGAGUUCACGUUUAUUGAGUUGCCAAGUGAGGUCUCUAAAGGAUCGACUUCCGUCUCAAAAAAUGGUGUUGACAGACCUUCUGUCACUCAAUUGAAGGAAGGACGAUUUCAUACAAAUUUUGAUGCCAUUGGAGGAUUUGAAUUUAUCGCUAAAACGAUACGAAUAGAACCUGUCAAUUCAGAACAAAACAAUAAAUUGCCAUCAUCGGCUAUUAAAAUGAGUUAUAAAAUUAGUUUUUCAUCUUUGAAAAUAUUAAUCUUUGGUGGAUCUGAUUUUUGUGAUUCUGCUCGCCAUUUACCGCAAUGUGGUUAUUCUCAAUGGGAUUCAAAUCGACGUGAAUGUUCCGCUAACGCUGAAAAUGAUUAUGGAUCAAAAGGAGGUCGUUAUAGAGACCACACGGUUUUUAUUGAAUUCAAAUUCUCAAAAUUAUCAGCAGUUUGUAAAUUCUUCAAUGAGGAAGUUUUUCCUUAUCACUUUAGUUUCUUACUAGAACUUGGAGAUUUGAAUAUUCUUGAUCAUUUGGAAAUCUCGCAUAUCAAUGAAAUGAUUCACCGACUUCAAAUUGAAGGUCAACCUCGUUCACAAGGUCAUUUCUUAAAAUUUUUCCUUCGAGAAGAUCAACUCCGUGAAGCAAUUGUGCGAAUUUCCCUUGCUCCUAUUCGACUCAAUCUAGAUCAAGAUACAUUUGAUUUUCUUGUUGAUUUUAAAAAUCAACUGGUUCAAUUCUCAAAAAAUAUUUUUGAAAAUCUUCCAUCGACGUCUGCGAAUGUAAAUAAUGCAGAAGAUGAGGAUGUGCCCAUUAUGGAAAUACCACCACAGAGAACUAAUGAUGAAUCAGAGGAGAUGCGCAAUAGUUUCUGUCCAGAGUUUUCGGAAGAAGGGUGUUCUUCCAUUUCUUUCAAUAAAUUAAGACAGCAGGAUGAAGCUGAUUUAGCGGAUCUUUUCUCAGAGGACGAUGUUGACUUUUCCGUUUUCAACGAAAAAGACAGGAAUUGUAAAGUAUCUUCCCGGCAAUCUUCAAAUAAAGCUAAUGAAAGAUUUCAAAGUAGACGCCUUUCUCAAAUUUCAACAGCAACAAUGCAUCAGGCAACUUCUAAAAAAGCGCUCGCUGCCAAAGAUAUUUUUAUCAAGGAUUUUUCUUUCUCACCCGCUUGUCUUAUCAGAAUGGAUUAUGAAGCAAAAAGAAUUAGAACUGAUCAACAACAAAGUGCUUUUCUUUCGCUUUUGCUUGGAAUGACAAAUAUGAAAAAAGCUGAAUUAACCCUCAAAGAAAUUCGCGUAGAAAAAGGUUUUUUGGGAGCUCGAAAGUGUAUACAGUUUGUUGUUGAUGAAUGGAAGAAUGAUAUCAUCGACAAACAGUUAAGAAACUUGGUUGGCGGUGUGGCAAUGAUUAAUGCUGUUGUUUUAUUAGCGCAAGGUCUUUCAGACUUGGUUACUUAUCCAUUAGAAGAAUAUCAAAGAGUAGAUGGGCAACUUAGUCGAGGAAUUCAGAAGGGAACUACAAGUUUCGGUCUGAACGUCGCCAGUGCAGCUCUUGAUGCUACUCAACGUGUGACAAGCUUUGUACAUAAUGUUGCUGAGUUCACAUAUGAUAUAUUGAAUCCUAAUUUCACCUAUCAACAUUAUAAUGCAGAUCAUCGUACCAAAACACCUGGAGAUUUACGUGAAGGUAUUUCACUGGCUUGUAAUACCGUUAAAGAGGGAUUAUCGGAUACGGCACAAACACUUCAGACGGCAGCUGAGCAGGAUCGAGCACGCGGUGGAUGGGGUGUUGGAAUUUUACGGCAUAUUGCCCCAACUGCUGUUCGUCCCAUUGUAAUUGCGACUAAAGCAACUGUACAUAUGUUAGGAGGCUUAAAAAAUCAACUUAAACCAGAGGAACAUCGAGAAGAAAUGAGAAAAUGGCGCCGAAAUUCUAUUAGAAUUUCAAAUGGUGAACAGCUACAGAGGCAGAUGUCUGCGCCUUCUUCCAUUUCUUCAAAUUUCUCUAGCAGUUCGCUUACACAUAUUUCAUAUAAUCCCCAAACACCAUCUUCAAGCCAAAUGAGUUGGCAAAAGAAAAAAUAG
Molecule: messenger RNA, 6107 nt
Organism: Meloidogyne enterolobii
Lineage: Eukaryota; Metazoa; Nematoda; Chromadorea; Rhabditida; Meloidogynidae
Source: the annotation of a GenBank genome assembly